Uranotaenia lowii is the source of this 453-nucleotide messenger RNA. RefSeq names its product adenylate cyclase type 3-like. The record is from RefSeq and is a predicted model, not a curated record. Lineage: Eukaryota; Metazoa; Arthropoda; Insecta; Diptera; Culicidae. The annotation marks the transcript as partial. The transcript is spliced from 3 exons.
AUGAGUGUUACGACAGGUAAAGAUGGUCAAGUCCGGAGAGCACGAGUACAAACAGCCAAAGGUGUUCAAGAUAGACCGGCCAUCAAACUUGCCGUUCUAGACGUUAAGGCUAAAGAUUCACUCGGCUGGGCGGUGGUCCUUAAUUUUUUAGUGUACGUUACCCUGCCGGUGCUGCUGAAGUAUACCGGCAUCCUGCUGGGCCUGGGCUCAUUCGCAACCUACGUUAACGCCAUCAUCGGGCUGGCCAAGAAGGAGAACUUUUUCUGGGAACAGCAAAUUGCCAACAUCCUACUGCUGCUGGCGGCCACCGGAAUCGGACUGCUGUACUACUUCCUGGCCGAGUUCAAACAACGAAGAGCGUUUCUGGAAGCGAAACAAGGCCUAGAGGUGAAGAUGUUGAUCGAGGAGCAGUCGGCAGAACAGGUGAGUCCGAUGAUUGCCUUCUUCGAUGGA